Messenger RNA from Aspergillus melleus, 1319 nucleotides. It is a transcript of the gene pan6, whose product is annotated as pantoate--beta-alanine ligase PAN6. Gene Ontology annotation, molecular function: pantoate-beta-alanine ligase activity. Bases 84 to 1199 code for a protein of 371 amino acids. The transcript is spliced from 2 exons. The record is from RefSeq and is a predicted model, not a curated record. NCBI's taxonomy places the organism in Eukaryota, Fungi, Ascomycota, Eurotiomycetes, Eurotiales, Aspergillaceae. Gene Ontology annotation, biological process: pantothenate biosynthetic process.
CAAACAUCAAAGCAGCAAACAGCAAACCGUUGAGAGUUUCCACGGAGACUUUCGACUCUCCUUUUCUCUCUACAAGAAUCACGAUGUUUCGCUGGACGAGGGCCUUUUCAACCACCACCUCGCGCCUCACUACAAAACAACCUACCAUGGCCUCCACCAUCGCCUCCUCCUCGUCCACCUCCCCCUCCAUCCAAGUCUUCCGCGACCCGUCCCCCCUCCGCCAAUGGCGUCGCCAACUCCUCCUCUCCAAUAAAUCCCUCGGCUUCGUGCCCACCAUGGGCGCUCUGCACGAAGGCCACCUCUCGCUGAUGCGCCAAGCCGCCGCCGAGAACACCGACAUCCUCGUCAGCAUCUACGUGAACCCGACACAGUUCGGCGUCUCCGAGGAUCUAUCCAGCUACCCGCGCACAUGGGACAGCGACGUCGCGAAACUACAAGCCCUCAAUGCCGAACUCGACGCCCAAAGCAAGAGCGGGGGCCGAGUGACGGCGAUUCUCGCGCCGACUAGUCACGUUAUGUAUCCGAGUUUACCGCCCACAUCGGAGAUUGACGGCGAUGGGUCGUUUGUCACGAUUACCCCCAUUUCGAGACGGCUCGAGGGCGCGUCCCGGCCGGUGUUCUUUCGGGGCGUGGCGACGGUGUGCAUGAAGUUGUUUAAUAUUGCGGGGGCGGAUCGCGCGUAUUUCGGACAGAAGGACGUGCAGCAGACGGUGGUGAUUAAGCGCAUGGUGAAGGAUUUUCAUGUCGAUACGGAGAUUCGCAUUGGGGAGACCGUGAGGGAGGUGGAUGGGUUGGCGAUGAGUUCGAGGAAUGUGUAUCUUGGCGAGAGGAGGAGGGGUGUUGGGUUGGUGUUGUAUCGGGCGUUGAGGGCCGCUGAGGAGGCGUAUGGCUCUGGGAAGCUGGGGAGGGGGGAGAUUCUGGAAGCGGCGAAUCAAGUGACGAGGAGGGUGCUAGCGGAGCAGCAGGCUCUGGCGCCGGAGGAGAGAGCGCUCUACGAGGUGGAUUAUAUCUCGUUGGCUGAUCCGGAGAGUCUGGAUGAGCUGGAGGUGGUGGAUCCGGCCAAGGGGGCGAUUCUGAGCGGCGCGAUCAAGAUGGCACCGUUGGAAGCGUCCAAGGAGGGUGAGGAUUGCGGGCUAGGCGAUGGGAAGGUGCCGGUCAGGUUGAUUGACAAUUUGAUCAUGAAGCCUCGCUCUACUUAGUGGACCAGUCUAUGGUCGUGUACAAAAUAGACACAUAAUAAUACCCAAGUUCAAACCGCCAUUCCUUGUCGAUAUCUGUCAUAUCACUGUAUAGUUCACAUACCAAAAAGGAAAUUAGGG